AUGGGCAAGCAUAAGGAUCUGAACGGCUUUGCCAAGGGCAAAAUUAUGAUGGAGCCCGGAGUCUAUGUCCUUAAGUUAAACAGUAACCACUAUAAAAAGAUGUACGUUCGGGUCAUGCUCACUGGGGGCCAGUGCUAUGAAGAAGGAACGUUUUUCCCCACUGCUCCGAGGCAUGUCAUCCGAAAUGGAAUCGCAAAAAUGCCGCGUCUUCUUUUAAAGCCAGACUGGCCGGCAAUUACAGGAAUUCUAACAGGCCUUUCGUUGAUUCUAAUUACUUGUAUCUUCCUAAUUGUUUGGUUUCAGGAUUUGGGAUGGAAGCAGAAAGUUGCCAGUAUCCCAAAGUUCAGAAAGCAGCAGCUUAAAUUCAAUUUCGAUAACUAUUCAUCCAAAGGCUCUGCUGUUUCCACAGUGAAGAAGCUCCAUAGUAAAAUGAGAAUCAAAGGUCACAUCGACAAAAAGUGGGAUGAGGCUGACAAAAAGAAAUGCUACAGAUAUCUUGAAGAUGAUGAAUUUUGGGACUAUGAACAGCAGAUUGACAUGGAAUGUUUCAACACACAAAUAUUUUAUGAUAUUUUGUUAAAGCAAUCUCUUAUGGUCACUGCUAAACUUGGUCAGCUAAAAGAAGAGGUAAAGACAUACUAUGAAAAACUUGCUUACGAAGUCAGCACUUUGAAAGACAUAUUUGUGAAAUGUUUAAGUAUUACUUGGAAACCAAAGCGCUACAACAGCUCUGUGAUGGAGAGCUACACAAGAAAGAAGAAAGAGGCAGAAUUAGAAAUAACAAAGAGAAAGAAACUGGCAGCAGAGUUCGAAGAUAUUCUGAAUAGGCAACAGAUAGCUUUGCAGCAAAACAUUAAGUCCCUGGAAGACCAUUGCGUGUUGUUUAAUGGUGCGCUGAGAGAAUGUCUAAGAUUUCUCAAAGUACUGGAAACUAGAACUACCGGCCGAGAGUCCGGCGCCAAGCUAUCCAUAAAUAACUUUCAAAAGUGAGUCAGAUGGCUAACAGGAGCAAUACCAAAACUUUACAAAAUAUAUCCCCCAAUUCUCAUUGUUCCUGUAUGAGCAGCUGACUUACUGCGUCCUCUUCCAAGACCCAACUUUCCAAAUGACCUACACCAGGAAUGUUGAAAAAAGAGAUUAAUGAAUUGUAUAAAUCCUUCAUACAAACCACUAAUAAAUAUUUUGUUUUCAAA
Molecule: messenger RNA, 1193 nt
Organism: Spea bombifrons (plains spadefoot toad)
Lineage: Eukaryota; Metazoa; Chordata; Amphibia; Anura; Pelobatidae
Exons: 8
Coding region: 1-990 (329 amino acids)
Source: RefSeq, a predicted model, not a curated record